Molecule: messenger RNA, 8029 nt
Organism: Heteronotia binoei (common prickly gecko)
Lineage: Eukaryota; Metazoa; Chordata; Lepidosauria; Squamata; Gekkonidae
Gene: FAM13A
Product: family with sequence similarity 13 member A
Exons: 24
Coding region: 59-3154 (1031 amino acids)
Biological process (GO): signal transduction
Source: RefSeq, a predicted model, not a curated record
GCCCGCUUAAUGCUUUCAUCCUAUCUUCAUCACGCACCUCCCGGACACUUGUGAAAGAAUGGGGGCAGGCGCAUUAGCCAUCUGUCAAAGCAAGCCGGCCGUGCGGCUGAAGGAGGACAUGAAGAAGCUGGCCGCCGCCUCUGGCCCCUUGAGCCGACGGAGGGCGCCGUCGUGGCGGAGGCUCUUCGGCGUCGGGCUGGUGGAGCUGCAGCAGCAGGGGCUGAGCCGCGACGGGAUCCCCACGGUGGUCUGGGAGGUCGUCGAGUACCUGAGCAGCCACGGGCUGGACUCAGAAGGUCUUUUCAGGGUGAACGGUAAUCUGAAAACUGUGGAGCAUCUGCGAAUGAAGUAUGAGAAUGGCGAGACCGUGGAGCUGCCUGUAGAGGGCGACGUGAGCUCAGCCGCCAGCUUGCUGAAGUUAUUUCUGAGGGAGCUGCCAGAUGGAGUGAUCACUUCAGCCCUGCAUCCCAAAUUUAUACAGCUUUAUCAAGACAAGCAAAAUGAUGGCCUGAAUGCUAACGUUUUGAGAGAGCUCCUGAGGCAACUGCCUGAGGCCCACUAUAGCCUCCUGAAGUACCUUUGCCGGUUCCUGAGGAGAGUUGCUGAGCACCACGCUGAGAACAGGAUGACUGUUUCCAACCUUGCAACAGUUUUUGGACCAAGCUGUUUUCAUGUAUCUUCUGGGUUUGAAGGUAUGAAGGAGCAGGAAAUCUGCAACAAGAUCAUGGCCCAUAUGCUGGAAGACUAUACCAUUUUGUUUGAGUGGCAGCUCACAAAGGAGGAGACAGAAAAGCACCCAUGUGAGGAAUUAGCAAAAAUUAUAUUGGUGAAAGAGGCCAGCUGCCAGCGGACCCUGCCAGUAAUUCUGAGCAGUUAUGAAAGAGAAACGCCAAAGCCAAGUCCAAGAAAGAAGAUCACAAAGUCGAAGCAAGAAGGAUCUUCUAGGGCACGCUCAGUGCCGCAGCCUACGCUGUCAGAUGGAAUUCCCCGGGUUAGCAUCCACGUAACGGGCAGUUUGCUUUCAGAGGAGAUGGAUUUGGCUGAUGAAAUCUCCUUCGUAAGCAGUGCUGCAUUCUUCAGCAGCUCUCAAGAGGAUGAAAGGCCUAUGUCACCCUUCUAUCUGAGUGCUCAUGUGUCUCAGGUCAAUAACAACAGUGCUCCUGCUUCUGGAGAGUAUUUAGAAAAAACCAUCCGGUCGGCAGUCGAGCAACAUCUCUUUGACGUUCAUGGAGCCGGAGGACAAAGUUCCGAGGACUCUGAAUCGGGGACCUCGUCAACGUCAUCAAACGUGUCUGCCCGGCAAAGAAGGCGGCACCAUAAAGAGCAGGAAGAAGCCCGAAGGAACAGAGAUAUGGAGGUCGUCAAUAAAGAGAACAUUCCUUCCGGCUUCAGCAGCAUCGAGGAAUGUAUGCUGACUGCACAAGAUGUUGAAAAAUUGCAAGAGAACAGCUCCGGGUACAUCGGAGAAAGGAGCAAACCAAAGCGACAGAAAUCCAGCACCAAACUUUCGGAGCUAAAUGACAACCAGGAUAGCCCUCUGAUGAUGGAAAGUUUUGGCUCUGCGAGGCCUCUGGAUAGAAGAGGACAAGAUGACAUGGAAGUGCUAUCGGAAGACAGCAAGGACAACGAAAGUGAUGGUGACUUGUUAAGACAUUCUCAGAAUUCAAACAUGAAGAUCCAGGAACAUCCCAGCAUGCCUGAAGCCAAACUACAGAGGAACCAGGAUGCUGACGGCCAGGAAGAGACCUUCGCUUCUGAAGUGCCUCGUCUGGACCUGACGGCCUUGUGCAGUGAAAGCAGUUGGGAAGAGCCCGUCCCGGCAUUCUCCUCCUGGCAGCGUGAUGGCUUAGAUUCCGAUGAAGCCCGCCUCUCCCCGCAGGCAGGCCGCCUGAUUCGACAGCUGUUGGAUGAAGACUGUGACCCCAUGCUGUCCCCUCGUUUCUAUGCCUAUGGUCAAAGCCAGCAGUACCUGGAUGACACAGAAGUGCCUCCUUCCCCUCCCAACGCGCAUUCAUUCAUGAGAAGAAGGAGUUCUUCUUUGGGCUCCCAUGAAGAUGACCGGGAAGAUCUGACUCCAGCGCAGCUAACACGCAGGAUACAAGGACUGAAGAAAAAGAUCAGGAGGUUCGAAGACAAAUUUGAAGAGGAGAGGAAAUACAGGCCAUCACACAGUGACAAAGUUGCCAACCUAGAGGUGCUGAAGUGGACAAAUGACCUGGCAAAGUUUCGGAAGCAACUGAAAGAGUCAAGGCUGAAGAUGUCGGAGGAGGACCUGGCUCCAGUGAUGCGCCAAAGGAGCAACACCCUUCCCAAGAGCUUUGGGUCUCAGCUGGAAAAAGAGGAGGAAAAGAAGCAAGACGUGCUCGAUAAAGCAACAAAGCCAGCAGUGGAGGCAACGCUGGAGUCCAUCCAGAAAAAGCUCCAGGAGAAGAGGACAGAGGCUAACCGGCCUGAGGACAUUAAGGAUAUGACCCGAGAUCAGAUCGCGGCAGAGAAAGUGGCUCUUCAGAAAGCCCUCUUGUAUUAUGAAAGCAUCCACGGAAGGCCGGUCACAAAGCACGAACGGCAGGUGAUGAAGCCCCUGUAUGACAGGUACCGCCUGGUCAAGCAGAUCCUCUCCAGGGCCAACUCCAUCCCUAGCAUCGGUUCCCCGUCCAGCAAGCGGAGAAGUCCUUUGCUGCAGCCAAUUAUCGAGGGUGAAACCGCGUCCUUCUUCAAGGAGAUCAAGGAGGAGGAGGAUGGCUCAGAGGAAGACAGCAAUGUGAAACAAGAUUUCACCGUCACCGUAAAAUCAGACUUUAACGUGAGAAGCUUCUUGGACCAACUAGAAGAUGAUGCUGAUGGCUUUGUUUCUCCAGUUGACGAUCGGAUUCAUUCAAGGAGCAGUCAUGAUACGGGGCUGUCAAACCUCCAUGCUGCCUCGAUGCCAGAACUUGUAGAACAGCUUCAAGAAGUCAGGGAAGAGAAAAAAAGGAUCCGGAAAAAACUGAGAGAUUUUGAAGAUAAUUUCUUCCGACAAAAUGGAAGAAAUGUCCAGAAAGAAGACCGUAUUCCCAUGGCUGAAGAGUAUAGCGAAUACAAGCAGGUUAAGGCCAAGAUGAGGCUUUUGGAAGUCCUGAUCAGCAAAAGAGAUAUUAGUUCCAAAAUCAUGUAAGGAAAGCACCCCUUGACCUUGCCAAUAGAGUUAAGAAGCUGGACAAGCCAAAGGAAUGAUUGCUUGAAGUACUCAGCAAGAUCCUUGUAUACUGGAAGGGUGUUUGAGGAACUCUCCAUGAACUGAGAAGCCGGACGGGGGGGUCUAGCAUCUUUCUUUAGACUUGUGGACUGUCCUUUCUCCGAGCCGGUCUCCCAAGCCAGCAGGAAAGAAGGGGUUACGAAACAGUCGAAAUGCUCUGUUCCAAAGGGGGAGGGAGGGUCCUUUGCUUUGAUCAGCUUGCAGUUUCUGAUUUUUUUUUAGAUGAUCAGAGUAAGAUUUAUGCCUUCUCCGGAGCGCGAAUGAAAAGAGAGAUGAACUCGCUUGAGCUGUCGCGAAUCGCCAGUUCUUUGUAAUCGUCAGACCAAUCAAACACCGGAGUCUGUUGUAAUGGGACAGGAUGCUGAUUCUGAGAUGAUUCUGUUCAGCUGUAGUGUUUGAAAACAAUAUUCUUGGGAAUCUUGCCUAUGACUGCAGUCUUGGUUUAUUGGCUUAUGGCUGUUUUGGUUUGCCACUGUUCAAUGGUGAAUCGCCACUCUGGGGGAAGCACUGUCUCCUGCCAUGGCCUUUGUGUCGACUUCUUUCUCAGAGCUAUUUCUUGUCCUUUGUUUUGCUGAAAACCUGUUUCAGGACUCCCUUUUCAGAGAGGGUCAGAGAUCCAACCAGCUUCCUCACUACCAAAAAAGGAAGGAGGGGGUGGUCCCCUUCGACCGCCAAAAAAGGAUAUCAUGGGGAUUGUAGGAUCUGCCUGUACAAAAGCCACGUGAGUUGGGGGCUGUAGUAAGAGUUGAGUGAACAAGCUGGCUGGAUCCAACCCAUGGAAAAAAGAAAACUGAACCCCUUGCAAUUGGGUGCCCUCAAAGCUGCACAAGCACUGAGCUGAAAAGAGAGUUGCUUGGGGCAUUGUGAUUGGACUAGGCCAGUGGUUUUCAGAUUGGUCUGGGGCAACUUGGGAUUCCUUACUAAGAGGUUGUUUGGUGAGGUGAUUGAUAAUGGUACACGAGCGUCCCUGAAAGCCAGUCUGUCUUCCAUUAUUGGUUUUUCUACCUUUACCACCCCAAGGCCAGGUCCCUGGAACGCUUACCAGAAACUUCCAGAGCAAGUCAAGAUUCCAGGCAGGGUUCUUUAUGCCUCAACUCUUCCUCCAAUGUAAGGAGCUGAGGGAGGAACCUUUUCCGCCGGAGGAAGGCGCCACACUUAGCUAAGUGAAGUGAGGGGAUGCAGCCCUGUGUAUUUAAACAUGGGACAAACCAGCCCAGUGCUUUGCCAUAACUCCCGAAUGUUUGACAGAUCCAUCAAUAUCCAGUGAUGAGGUUGCUCCCUUUCCUGUCCCGUGCUUAUCCGCAGCUGUUUGUGCAGCGAGAUUGCGGCACUUUUGAAAUGGUCUGUGUACAAAUUGUAGGUACAACGAUGCACUUUAGAGAAAGUUUAUAUUUUUUUAAGAUAUGAGAACUAAUAGAAAGCAUAACCAAAUUGUACUUUUAAAAAAGUUUUUAUCUACCUGACUUUUUUGUUAUGUUCUUUUAGGAUGGAAAAAAAAUGCGCCUGUGACUGAGCUUUAAGACUUGUCUAGAGAAGCCAGCAGCUGAAUAGGAAGUAAAGUGUAGUCAGCAGGAAAACCUUCCAGGCACCCAGUCCGGCACCAUUUUAAAUGUGUGUUUGAUAAAAAUGAAUCAUGUCAGAUCAUGGAGCUGCCUUCGCAAACUGUAUAAAUCUGUUGAAUUAAAAAAAAAAAUGAGUAAGAAGAAUACAUGCCAGAAUUCGAGCAAAUAAUUGCUUCUCCAAAUCAAAUCUCAUUUACUAAGAUUUUCUGAUUAAAGCUGAUGCAAAAAUGUGGACUGGGAUCCAAAGAGCUGCAGAACUAGUUCUGUGAACCCAAGAGCUCUCUAAGAGAUGCUUUUCUUGAACGGCAGUCCCUGAUGACACACACAACAAAUGAUGCUGGAAGUGGAGGGGCGUUGGAGAAGUCAUUGGUGACGUGGCAUGAAAAUUCAGGGUCGAAAGCAAGCCAAAAAUUCCACUAGGAGAACACAGUCCGUUUUCAUGAGACCAAGCGGCUCUUGGGAUCUCAGUCGUCAUUUUUAGUGGCUCUUUUCUUGCCAAAAUAACUGUGGGCAGGAUUUCUUCUUUAAUGUAGGGUGUGACAUUUCUACUUUCAGUGUCUGGGUUUAGUGUAAAAUGUGCCCUGUGCUGUGGGUGCUCACAGCUUGCUACGCAACGGCACUGUAUGAAUGUGGACGUGUGAGUCUUAAUCCCCCACUCAAGCACAUGUUUUGUAUAUUGCGAGUAUAAAUAAAUGAGGCUUGAGAUUUAUUUUAAAACCAAUUAAGAAUAAUAAUUAAUGAACCACUUUUAAGAUAUAAUGUUUCCUUGAAUUAAAAACUGGGGCCGGGGGAGAUGCUUAUGAAUUGUUUUUAUUAUUAUGCUUGAGUAAAUGGACAAAUGGUUACUCUUUUUUUUUUUGUAUGCUGAAGCUUGGAACCGAUUAACAGUUUCUUUUAAUUAUUUUGUUAGACAUCAAGGUUGGAUUUGCAGAUAUAUGCAGAUUGGGCUAAUCUGAAAAGUUCUGCUCUGAAAUGGGGAUCCACAGCAGUUUCCUGAACUGCAAAAAUAUGGUGAUUCAGUCCAAGAGGAGAAGCCAGCUGGCUAUCCCAAGGUGCAUUGUGGGAGAGCAUAGAGAGAAACUUCUCAAUUCCUUUCUGUUAGGAGAAGAAAACCACCAGUCAGAAGACUUUACGGCCAUUUGAGCAUAAAAGUUUUCCCCAGAACACAGGAGAUCAAAUCUUUUUAAGAGGUUUAAUUUCCUGGGGUCAGCCACUAAGCAUGCAAAUAAGUGUGAGGUCUUAUAGGUUGGUAGCUGUAAGGGCAAGGCCUGAUCCUGUUUUUCUCCCUGGAACUUUUGUGAGUCAACUCUAGAAUGGUGAUCAAGUUGUUUACAUCCAUGUUGGUCCAAAAGUAGAAGCCCAAAACACCAUCCAUGCAGUACAUGGUUGUUAAAUGGAUGGUGUUCCUACCAUCAGAUUCAUGCAGGAGUGACUCAAGAAAGGGGCUGUGCCUCGGUGGGGAGGGCGGGAUAUAAAUCGAAUACAAAUGAAAUUCAGAAGAUGCUGCGUGGAAAGUGCAUUGCUUUAGAGUUGAUCUUUCUGAAUUUAGGGGGAGGUAUUUGUGACUUUCCUGUAUCGUGCAGGGGGUUGGACUAGAUUACCCUGGAGGUCCCUUCCAACUCUAUGAUUCUAUGUUAGAAUUCCACUUCCUGUGUCAUGAGCCCUGCAGCAGUUGUUAGCAGCAGGUAGCUCCAGGUUGACUCAGCCUUUUAUCCUUCCAAGGUCAGUAAAAUGAGUACGCAUUUUGCUGUGGGUAAAGUGUAGAUGAUUGGGGUAGGCAAUGGCAAACCACCCUGUUAAAAGUCUGCCAAGAAAACAUAAUGAUGUGACAUCACCCCUUGAGUCAGCAAUGACUGGGCACUUGCACAGGGGGCUACCUACCUAGCAGCAGGUUAUCCCCAUUCAGAUCCAAGCCAAGCCAAGCCAGCAGGCAGGAAUUAAUUAACAGUCCUCCAUGCAGCUUGGUCAACCCACAGUGCACCAAACAGAUCAUUGGUUCAGACUUCAUAGCUCUCACUGCCUGUAACAGCUUACACUUCAGGGGAAAACGGAAGGCCAUAAACUUUGUCCCUGAGAGUUCAACUGCCUAGGUAAGCCAUUACCCCAGCUCAUAGGCGGAAGUACCCUCUAAGGACUAAAAAUUCCCAGAAUUCUUUGUAGGCAAUUAAAGUCUAAUAAAACAGCAGGGUUGAGAGGUCUCUUCUUGCCAUUCUGUGGUGUACGCUGGCCCAUUAUAAAUUGCAGUUAAAUAAUUUGGGGGGACAAUAGGCAGUCUUCCACCUAUUGUGAGGGGCCACCAUGUUUGCAUGAGGAUGUCCGUUUAUGUAGAAUUAAUGCCAAGUGUCAUAAAGUUCUGCUCUCCCAUUCUUCAUUUGUCUUAGGAGAUGGAUGAAGGGAAAUGGUGUAGUACAGAGAGGGGCAUUUCAUUCCUUUAAAAACUGCCUUUUUUUUUUCUUUGAGCAAUGCUGAACCUUGGGUAAUUUUGCCAGCAGGCAUCUUGUGGGCCCUAGAUGUUAUCUCGAAACACUUUCUGAGUUUUGUAAUGACAAACUAAUGUGGACAAUCUCUGGAACUCCUAAGAAGAGAGGAUUGGUAUAUUCAGUGUUCUCACCAGUACACAAGACAUCAACUUGUAUUCCAUCUCUGUUAGGUGUUCAAAACUUGCCUGAAAGUGUUCCGUCUUUAUGCCUGCUUGACCCUUGUGUGGGCAUCUGCAUGCAUUGACAAAUCCACCUUUUGUGUGUUUGUGUGUCUGUUCUUAUUGAGUGGUCUCUAUUAAUUGUUAUUAUCUCAGACACAAAGCAUGGCAUACUUCUCUCCAUAAAGCCCACUAAAAAGAAAUCACAGUACAGGCCUGUUUCAGUCAGACAGGCAUGGGGGAAUUUUUCUAUUGAUUGUGUCUUUAUAGUGUAUGUAUAUAUACAAUUGAUUUGAAAUCUGAAGCCAACAUCUGUCACAGGUAUGCCUGUAGGAAAAUCCUUUUGUCUGACUUUAUUCUAAGUUUGAAAGUAGCCUGCACAUUUUCCUCCCAGCAAUGAUCUGCUUUCUGCCCAAGAUAAUCCUUUUGGGCUCAGUUCUAUGUUUACAUCACAUCAUGUCAGCAAAAUUCAUUUGAAACACUGAAAUCUUUUUUUUUUCAACAUGUAAAACUGAUUUGACAAAUGUUGUAUGUGUACAUUUUCGUACAUGAUUGUAUUUUGUACAAAACAAAUAAAACCUAUUUUUGACUUCA